AUGGAUAGCGAAAUGUUUGCUGAAUUUCCGCCGUUUGAUACAGACGAGCUUCGAUACGUGGCAGCCAACUUAAGUGACGAGGCUGUCAAACCGGAAGAUGUACUCCAAGAAACACACGCCGACCAACCGCUCACCACUCGCACUUUACUUCAACUGAUCAUAGAGUCUCCGCGUAGAAACACUAUUUCCUCAUACCAAGGCGCAGGGACACUAGGUGUUUACUCAUUCUGGAAAACGGCUCAGGAUCUCAACACUGUCAAUGCCCCGGUACAGACGACUUUUAUUUUUCUCGCAGUUCCAGAGUCCAUCGUGGGAAUCCGGGAGGCGUGGAGAUGCGUCCUCUGUACUCUGAUAUCCGAAAUAUCUUCGCAUAUCACCCAUGUACCCCCCGAGAAAAUGAGGGAGUACGGCAUUUGGGGCGGCCAGUGCUCUCAGAAAUAUCUCCUAUUUGAUGUUCCAAGUGAGGAUGAAGGAGGGACCACUGACGAAGAAGGCAACUCUAUAGAUGCAUUAAUCGACCUAUUGCUCGCUCUACAACACUGCGACUAUCAGUUCUAUUCCGUGCCGGAGGAGGGCAGCUCCAGGUUGCUUCCUAUCCAGCACAGCUUUGUCGUCGUUGCCGACAGACUUGGGAGGUUCUCGUCCGGCGAUGGUAAAGGAUAUAGGGAUUGUUUUGAUCAAGCUAUGGAAGCGACCGUCUUAGACAAGAUGGGCGGUAAAAUAUUCUACAUUGAAGAGGAGGAUUGA
Xylaria bambusicola is the source of this 747-nucleotide messenger RNA. RefSeq lists its product as uncharacterized. The transcript has a single exon. The coding region runs from base 1 to 747 and encodes 248 amino acids. The record is from RefSeq and is a predicted model, not a curated record. NCBI's taxonomy places the organism in Eukaryota, Fungi, Ascomycota, Sordariomycetes, Xylariales, Xylariaceae.